UAUGCAAUCGAUAACUUCAUUUUUUUUAUAUCUGCACUGCAUAUGUCUACACACAACAGUUUUCUUCGACGAGAAGCAUACUCCAAAUAAACUCCUUAUAUCGAAAAAAAAAAUCUACGUAAUUGAAUGAAUAUAUUCUUCAAAGAAGCAAAAAUAUUCGAAGUAAGACGUAGUGAUGUAAAUUUAUAAACUUAAAAUUUCAUAAGAACGGCCUGUCAACUGUGCAAAUACCUUGUUCUAUGGAAGCAUCUCUGACCUGACAGUUGGAUUAGCACUUUAACAUAUUUAUCAGAUAGGCAAAAUAAAUAAAAUACCAACUAUGCCGACUAAUUUGUGCAACACGUUAAUACAGCUUUGUUAAUUUUACUACAAUCGAAAAGAAAGAAUAUGUCUAUAGGCAUUUUAAUAAUAUUUUUAUUUUGUGUCCAAUGGUCGAAUGCUAAUGUACUUUGGGAUGCAGUAACGCAAACUUUAUUGGACACAAAAGAACCAAUUUUGAAAUUAAAUAUAAGUAAAAGGUGUGCUUGGCAAGUAGAAGUACUUUAUGAUAAUGUAGAUAUAUUAUACCAAAUGUUGGAUGCCUCGGCCAAGUUUCCGCAUGCUUCCAUUACUGACUUGGGCAGAACUGAACUGGGAGAUUUUGAUCGGUGCUUGGCCAUCGAUUCAACUAUAGACGAAAUAAAAAUUUUGGGGAAAUAUUGUUAUGCUGGAUUGGUACUACCAGAUUUUAAAGAUGUGUCCAACAUUAGUAUAUUUUAUAGACUGGCAACUUGUACACCAAGUGAAUGUACUGCUAGCGAUCUUUUGACCAUUGCCAAUUAUGCAAUUCCUAACUUUCCUCCAAUAUUGAUCGACGAGUUUUGUACGACUAAAGAAACCGGAAAGGAAAUAUCUCUUGGAACUUUUGUUACUAUUGGUCUUUUUAUUUUGGUGCUAUUUUUAAUGGUUGUUAGCACACUCUACGAUUUCUAUUGCAACAAAGUGGGACUCAAAGUCUAUCAUCCUCUAUUAGUAGCGUUUUCAGCAAUUACAAACACAAACAAUAUUCUUAGAGUAUCAUCAAAACCUUCUGAAGAAACAAUACAAAUAUUCAGUGGUUUUAGAAUAAUCAGUGUCACUUGGGUUAUAGCAGCACAUGGUGUUCAAUCUUUUACAACAAUGAUGAUUCCCGCUAUGAAUAUGGAUUAUGCUCUUUCUAGGGUUUACCUGAGGUAUGCCUCAUAUAUAUUUGGUGCUCACCACGCAGUAACAACUUUUUUCUUUAUGAGUGGUUUCUUGGUAGGUUAUCUCUACUUCAAACGAAAAAUUUUGCCUUGGAAGUUGCAGAUAAAAUAUGUCCCUCUGAUGUAUAUUCAUCGAUAUAUUCGAAUAACUGCACCAGUACUAGUGCUCUAUCUAUUGGCGGUGUAUUUAUUUAAACACAUGGGUAAUGGACCAUUAUGGCAGCCUGGAUGUCAAACUGAAAUAAAUAAUUGUAAAACAUACUGGUGGUCUUAUUUUCUUUAUAUCCAAAAUUAUGCUAAUUGGGAUCAACUGUGUAUGAUCCCUCUUUGGUAUUUAUCAGCGGAUAUGCAGCUAUUUAUUCUUGCCCCUUUGGUAUUGAUACCCAUAUCUAUAGUUUUAAAAUCACCAGGUGGAUUUAAAUUAGCAAUGUUAAUCUUAACAGGAUUAAAUUUUUUAUUUUUGUUAAUACAUAUAGCAUCCAAAUUAUUGUUUCCGGAAUACACGAAAAAUACUUUUGAUACACACGGAAGAUUGCCCGACUAUUUUAUAGGCGUUAUGAUGGGAAUAUUCAUGAGAUUCGCUAAAAGUGAACCUUUUUUGGGUAAAUUCAAAGCAAGAUAUGUUUUCAAAUUGAAUCUUCUGAUAUGGAUUUUAGUCUUAGGUCUAAUGUUUGCAGUAUUUGUUUUUACCGAUGAUGGAGAAAUGCAUUUUAACAGAACCAACAAAUCAUUAUAUUACGCCUUAAGUAGAGUCAUUUGGGCUAUUGGACUAUGCUGGAUAGUCUAUUCUUGUUACCAUGGCUAUGGAGUUUUUAGGUACAGUUACCGUCACUAUUUCAAAACCAAUCUUCAACUUAGAGGUAUGUACGUGAACUGUAGACUUUCUAUUUUAAUAGUAUCUAGUUAAAAUUUCCAAAGAAAGCAGUAUAUUUUUUAUAACUGUACUUAAAGGAGUCCAUGUCAUAACUUACUUAGUAACUUGCUAUAAAAAUUCGUUUUGCAUAAUAAUUUUUGAACUUGGGUGGAAAAUAACUACCAGAAACGAUUAACUAUGCAAAAAGCUUUAUUUUAAACAAAAUUUCAUUGUCCAUACUGCCAUAAUUUUUAAAUUAACUGUACCUAAAAGUAAAAAUUUUAGUUAAAAGCUGCAAUCUGGGGAUUUUGUUGAAAUUACAGCAAUAAGUUGGCAUUUUUCUAGUGAUAAAUUAGUUCCGCUGUCACUUAAUAGAUGAGAAGAUGAGUUCACGUGUCAUUUAGUAGAUGGCAGCAGUGAUGUAUUAAAUGGAGACAGAUGCGCGUUUGCCGGAUUUUAAGAAAAUCUACAAACAAUUGAAAACGAGUUUUGUAACCACGGAAAUACGAUGAAUCACGCGGUUUUGUUUAGAAAAGUGGCCCCACCCCCUCCCAGUACGCAUUUUGGACCUUGUUUGACUUUCACUUUCAAUCAUGAUUGUAUAACGUCACAGUGUCUUAACAAU
Molecule: messenger RNA, 2701 nt
Organism: Diabrotica virgifera virgifera (western corn rootworm)
Lineage: Eukaryota; Metazoa; Arthropoda; Insecta; Coleoptera; Chrysomelidae
Product: nose resistant to fluoxetine protein 6-like
Exons: 12
Coding region: 388-2130 (580 amino acids)
Molecular function (GO): acyltransferase activity, transferring groups other than amino-acyl groups
Source: RefSeq, a predicted model, not a curated record